Messenger RNA from Blastocystis hominis, 459 nucleotides. Its product is annotated as Riboflavin kinase. The record is from RefSeq and is a predicted model, not a curated record. The transcript has a single exon. Gene Ontology annotation, molecular function: riboflavin kinase activity. Lineage: Eukaryota; Bigyra; Opalinata; Blastocystidae. Gene Ontology annotation, biological process: riboflavin biosynthetic process; FMN biosynthetic process. The coding region runs from base 1 to 459 and encodes 152 amino acids.
AUGAGUGUGGUUCGUUGUAUCACAAAGCUUCCAGUUUGCCGAAUUGAAGGAACGGUCGUUCAUGGCUUUAAAAGAGGAAGUACUUUGCUCGAUUGCCCGACUGCCAAUAUUUGCACAGACCAUAUCCAAGACGCCAUUAAGGACUUUAAGAAGGGCGUAUACUACGGCUGGGCGAGUUUGCAUGGAACUGUUUACAAGAUGGUGGCCAACAUCGGUAAGAAUCCAAGUUUUGGAAACGAACAUGUUUCCGUAGAAGUCCACCUUCUUCAUGAGUUUUCUCAGGACUUUUACGAUGAAAACCUUAAGGUCGUUAUUUUGGGUAGCAUACGAACAGAGAGCAAGUUUUCUUCUCUGGACGAAUUGAAGACUGCUAUCCAUGAAGACUGUGGUAUCGCAGACAAGCUUUUAGAUGAUCAGGAGUAUUCCUCGUUCAAAUCUGAUUCAUUUUUGUUGGGUUAA